Apis florea (little honeybee) is the source of this 3543-nucleotide messenger RNA. RefSeq names its product multicopper oxidase 3. Gene Ontology annotation, biological process: iron ion transport. Lineage: Eukaryota; Metazoa; Arthropoda; Insecta; Hymenoptera; Apidae. Gene Ontology annotation, cellular component: plasma membrane. The record is from RefSeq and is a predicted model, not a curated record. Gene Ontology annotation, molecular function: copper ion binding; oxidoreductase activity.
GUCCCCUCGCAGUCGUCACGUAGCUCACGUAGUCGGUGGUAGUUUUUCGCUCCCCUAGGGGCUAUCGCCGGUGUGAAACGGCGACGAGAGAGAGAAGUGACGGUCGAGAUAGAGCGCGGCGACCACAAAGAACGUCUCAGUCGGCGCUGAGCCAUUGCCUCAGCAAGUCUCGCCACAAGUCGGAGAGAUCUAGUUCCACCGGGAGAAACUUUCCGCCAAACAUGAGACCGCAGUUGGCCGGCUACCGGAUCGGGACGAGAAUCGUCCUCGCGGCGAUUCUCGUCCUCUGCGCGAGGAUCACGAUCGCCAUACGCGUCACGCAAGUGUCCGGCAGGAAGAGCGACGUGGUCUCCGACCAGACCCCAGCGUCAUCCUUCUGGACGCCCACUAUCAAGACGGGCAACAUCUUCACCGACGAUACAACCAACUUCUUCCCCUCGAGCCAUGGCCUGGUGCAAACUCAUCCGCCGACCGGCAACGUGUUUCGAAGCGGUUUCGGGGGGAUCGACAAUCUUGGCAGUCGGGGGGUGACUGUCAGACCACCGAGGACGAGGCCCCUCGAUUACAGCGAGCGUUCCACGGCCGAAUUGCGCCGAAAUCCGGCGCUUUCCUCGCCGGACGAGUGUGCCAGAGCUUGCCGCGAAAACGAACCGCCCAGGAUAUGCUAUUACCAUUUCACCCUCGAGUAUUACACCGUGCUUGGGGCCGCGUGCCAAAUUUGCACCCCUAACGCGACUAACGUGGUCUGGAGCGAUUGUCAAUGCGUGUUGGCAGAUGGCGUGGAACGAGGUAUUUUGACAGCGAACAGGAUGAUACCCGGGCCAAGCAUCCAAGUGUGUCAAGGUGACAAAGUCGUGAUCGACGUGGAGAAUCACAUCGAAGGUAUGGAAGUUACCAUUCAUUGGCACGGCGUGUGGCAGAGGGGCUCUCAGUACUACGAUGGAGUGCCAUUCGUGACGCAGUGCCCCAUUCAAGAGGGUAGCACCUUCAGGUACCAGUGGACUGCUGGAAACGAGGGUACGCACUUCUGGCACGCCCACACAGGAUUGCAGAAAAUGGACGGCCUGUACGGAAGCAUAGUGAUACGUCAACCGCCUAGCAAAGAUCCUAACAGCAAUCUUUACGACUACGAUCUUACUACCCAUGUCGUUCUCAUCAGCGACUGGUUCCAUGAGAACGCGGCUGAACGUUUUCCUGGCCGGCUAGCGGUUAACACCGGCCAAGCGCCUGAGAGCGUGUUGAUAAACGGAAAAGGCCAAUUCAGGGAUCCCAACACCGGUUUCAUGACGAACACGCCACUCGAGGUGUUCACCAUAACUCCCGGUCGUCGUUAUCGUUUUCGACUGAUCAACUCGUUUGGAUCAGUUUGUCCAUCUCAGAUUACGUUCGAAGGCCAUUCCCUCACCGUGAUCGCGACCGACGGAGAGGCGGUGCAACCAGUCACAGUGGACACCAUCAUCUCGUUCUCUGGGGAAAGAUACGACUUCGUGAUAAACGCGGAUCAACCGGUAGGCGCGUAUUGGAUCCAAGUUCGCUCGUUGGGAGAAUGCGGUAUACCUCGUGCUCAACAGUUAGGUAUAUUGAGAUAUGCUCGUGGCCCAUAUCAACCGACCACUACAGCGCCCACUUACGAUUUUGGUCUUCCGCAGGGUGUUGUAUUGAACCCACUGGACGCGAUCUGCAAUCGUCAACGCGAGGACGCGAUUUGCGUGAGCCAAUUGAAGAAUGCUCGUCAAAUUGACCAAGGAAUUCUCCAGCAGCGUCCAGACGUGAAGAUAUUCCUGCCGUUCCGUUUCCUCUUCUACAGGCCAGAAGAAGUCUUCCAGCCGCAAACGUAUAAUCGAUUCUUGGUCGCACCGACCGGAGAUCACGUAAUCUCUCUCGUCGAUGAAAUCUCGUUCACAUUUCCGCCGGCGCCUCCGCUUUCGCAAAUCGACGACAUCCCGCCCGAACAGUUUUGCAACGGCGAUAACAGGCCGGCCGACUGUGGCGCCAACUGCAUGUGCACCCAUCAGGUCGACAUCCCGCACAACGCGGUCGUCGAAGUGGUCCUCGUCGACGAAGUCCAACAGCCGAAUCUGUCUCAUCCAUUCCAUUUACACGGAUACGCUUUCAACGUGAUCGGUAUUGGCCGUUCCCCGGACAAAAACGUGAAAAAGAUCAAUCUGAAACACGCGUUGGAUCUCGACAAGAGAGGUCUGCUCAACCGACAGUUCAAUCUGCCACCUGCCAAGGACACUAUCGCCGUCCCGAACAAUGGCUACGUCAUUUUCCGAUUCCGCGCCGAUAAUCCUGGAUACUGGCUGUUCCACUGCCACUUCCUCUUCCACAUACUGAUCGGGAUGAAUCUGAUACUACACGUCGGGACCCACGCCGAUCUUCCGCCAAUACCACCAAAUUUCCCCAGAUGCGGGGACCACUUACCGGCCAUCACGCCGCCAUCGCUGUCGCUCGACUCGUUUCACUGAUCCGUCCUGAGGGAAGCAAAAAAAAAAAAAAAAAAAAGAGGAAAGCUAAAAGGAAAACAAAAAAAAAAAGCUGUCUAAAGCAUACAAUUAUCACAUCAUAGAGUAUUCCUGUAAAGUAGUCACACACAUGUGUGUGCUGUAGCGAGUGCUGCUAUUUCGUUAAUCUUCCUCUUCGUCGGGUCGGUUCGUAGUAGUGUUCUACGAGAGAAAUGAAUGAACAGAGAGAUUGAGAGAGGAGAAACAAGAUCGUGUGUAGUAGCGCGAAGGAGAAUGAGUCGUGAUCCUGGAAAUACGAGGAGGCACGAGCGACCGAGAUGUAAGACGUGAGAGUUUUCGAUCGGAUGCAACGUAAACACACACGCACGUGAGCCGAGACCCGCUUUUGGUGCCGCAAUAGGCGAAUACGAAAAUAGCCAACAGCCGAUAUUUAUUAUGUCCUAGAUGCUUUACCCAGCCACUUUGCGCAAUCGAACCUCCCUUUUUCUCCAAUUAAACGAUUUCGCCGCGUGAAGUCACGCGGUGAACGGUCACGUGGCGAAAUAUAUAUAAAAUAGGCGAACAGGUCGAACACGAGUUGGCCGAAUAUAGUUGAAACGUAACUAACACAAUCCGUAACAACCGUGUAAAUAAUGAGUAGUCGUGUUACACGUUUAACGAGACGCAUUAACGGGUGGGUGUUGUGUUAUUCGGGAUUAAAUUAGCGCGAGGAGCAUUAAUUAUUUCGCGGAGAUAGAACACGGAGGAGGAGACCUUUCACCGCGAGAUGAAAGGAUCAGACGAUCGUUAGGGAGACGCUGUUUAAGGAAACUUGAUCCGUUUCGAUCUGGAUGAUCGUGGCUCGAGCUCGAACCAAUUGCCGCGAUAUUGGCGCUUCGCCGUAUCGAAAUCCAGGUUCCUAAAGUGGCCUUAGUUAGGAAAGGAAAUUAUUCUCUGCCCCUAGAAUGGGCCGUGUGGCUUGUCGUUCUUGUCCUUGUCAAUAAUUUCAAGUAGUGCAAUUAGGGUUAUAUAAAGUGGAAGAAAGGUAACAUUUAGAUUAUUGCCUGAUAUGAAAAGUAUAUAUAAGGAAAAAAAAAAA